GGUUAUAAAAUUGAACGAAUUUUCGCGGGAAAAUAAACUUCAUUUUACGUCUGCAUAUUUUAACAUUAUUCUUAUUAUUUACAAUAGAAGAUUAGUUUUAUUAAGAUAAUCAUUAAAAUGAAGUAUAGAAUAAAUGAAUUUGAUAGGAAAAUGAAUUUAACAUUGAAUAUACUAAUGAUUAUGAUGAUGAUAAGGAAUAAUGAUUCAACAUUAAUUAAGCAUAAAACAUUAAUAAAUAAAAUAGAUGGUAGUAAUAUGGAAAUUGUAUGUAUAUUGGAUCAUGAUAAUUAUUGUACAGAACAUCAUGUGGGAUUUUUAUUUCAUGAUGGUUGCCGUAAAUGUAUGUGUAAAAUAGAUGGAGCUUAUUGUACAAGUAAAGGAUGUAUGUAUUAUCAAUUAACUGAAACAAAUCCUGAAGAUUAUUGUAGAAAAUUAGUUGAAAUGAAUGAAAAUGGUACUAGUACCCUAUCUGAAAAUAAUAGAAAUGAAAGUUCUAUUAAUUAUAAUAUGACUUAUAUACAUAAACCGGGUAAUGAAACAGAUGAUGAAGCUAAUAAUAAUAAUAAUAAUGAGGAUGAGAAGGAGGAGAAUAAUCAAAACAGAAAAAUCAAUAAAUUAAUUAACAUAUCAGAGGAAACGAAUGAAAAUGUAACCAUAUCUCCAUUACCCACUGAAGAAAAUGUUUUCACGGACAAUGAUACUGAAAAGAUGAAUUUCCGUCAGAUCGUAAAUAACACACCUAAACUGAACGAAGAAGUCGAAGAACAACUGUCUUCAGUUGAUAUCCAUCGUCAUAACAAAACAAUAAAUGAAUCACUUCAGGUAACAAUUAAAAAUAUCGAAAAUAAUUCUGUUUCUUUACCGAUUACCAAAAAUAAUGUUACCGUAAAGAAAGAUAAUCCAUCUUUAAACGUUGAUAAGGCAAUACAUCAUAAAGUAGCAAAUCAAACUCAUAAACUGCCUAUUUUGACGAAAGAUCAACGUCAAAUUCAAAAUGAUACCAAUUCUAGUUUAUUCGAAGAUGAACAUUAUUCAGCAGAUUAUGAUAAUGAAAUAGAACUCGAAAGAAAUAAUACCUCCUUACCAAUAAAGAAUGAGAAUGAUUCCAUUUCAACAAAAAAAUCUAAUAAUGAUGACAGUACUAAAAAAGAAAUUAAAUUACCUUUAGUUGAUGAGACUAUGCAAAAUGACGAAACUUCAAAUCAAAGUGAUGAAGAAAUAAUCAUAAAAAAUAUUAAUCCAGUAAUGAAUCAAUUAAGUGAAACAUUGAACUCAGAAAAUCCUGAUUCAUUUAUAACGCCUGCUGAGAAAAUUGUUAAUAAAGACCUAAUAAAUGUAGUGAUGGACAAUAAAAAUGUGACAAACAAUCAUUCAAAUCAUGCUCAAGAUCGUAACGCUGAAACGAAUGAAAAACAUCAAAAUGUCAAGCAAAAUGUUGCCGCAGAAAAAGAUAUAAUACAAAAUAAGGAAAAGGAGAAUAAUAACAUCAAUGAAAGUUCAUCCAAUAAACAACCUGUCAAUACGACUGAUGCUAAACAACUGCAUCACAAUGUCUCAACUAUAAAUAAAGAGAAACAUAAGCAACAAUCUAAUGCAUCCACGCAAGACGAUUCCAACAAUUGGGUUUCUAGAGAAAUUACUGUUAGUAGUAGAACAGUAAAACUUCCAAAUGAAAAGUCAAUGAAAAAUAUGCAUGAAAUGUUUCCUCAUGGAGGCUUACCAUUUCUUGAAGUUGAAGAAAAAGAUACUCAAAGUUAUGAUGAUACAAUACAUGGUAAACAUUCUCCAUCUAAAAGUCCUUUAAAAUCUGUAUCUUUUACUACUAAUAAUCAUCAUAAUGAUCAACUAAUAGGAAGACUUGAAGAAUUACUUAGAAUGAUCACUGAUAUAAAACAUUACUUGGAAAUGUUAAAACCAUGCUUACCACAACCACAACCAAGACAUCCUAUGAUAAAAAUGCCGUUCCAGUCAAAACUACCACCUAAACACAAAUUACUUGCUUUUUAACUUCAAUUCUUAGAAAAAAGGUUCAUAUACUACUUAAAUCUCUUGAUUAUUAUUAUACUCACUACUCAUAACUGAAUGGAGAUUGAUUUCUUAAACUUAAUAUUAACAACCAAUAAAAGUAAAAUAGAAAUAAUUUCCGAUUUCUUUUCA
Messenger RNA from Schistosoma mattheei, 2157 nucleotides. The record is from the annotation of a GenBank genome assembly. Lineage: Eukaryota; Metazoa; Platyhelminthes; Trematoda; Strigeidida; Schistosomatidae.